This is a messenger RNA of Argentina anserina (silverweed cinquefoil), 2597 nucleotides long. Its product is annotated as ethanolamine-phosphate cytidylyltransferase-like. The record is from RefSeq and is a predicted model, not a curated record. The transcript has 12 exons. Gene Ontology annotation, cellular component: cytoplasm. Bases 203 to 2308 code for a protein of 701 amino acids. Gene Ontology annotation, molecular function: ATP binding; ethanolamine-phosphate cytidylyltransferase activity; protein kinase activity. Gene Ontology annotation, biological process: protein phosphorylation; phosphatidylethanolamine biosynthetic process. NCBI's taxonomy places the organism in Eukaryota, Viridiplantae, Streptophyta, Magnoliopsida, Rosales, Rosaceae.
AACAAAAACAAGAAGAAGGAAAAAGAGAAGAGCUUUGCAAGAAGCUUGGGCUUGUUUCGUUGCAAGCCACCACGCAACAAACAACACAAAUCAGGAGGAGGCACAUAACCUUCAUUCCCUCAAAGGCUGAAUUUUUCAGGUUUUGUGUCUCCUCUGAGUAAGUUAAUUUGAUAAAGUAGAGAGAGAAAAACAGGGUGGCAAGAUGGAGUAUGAGACUAACAACUGGAUUUGGGAUGGAGUGUACAACCACCCACAUGUCUUUGGAGGUCUAAUGCUCACGGCCGCAUUGCUCGGCUUGUCCACCAGCUAUUUUGGUGGCAUUUCGGUUCCUCAGUUGCCUUAUUUAUGGUCUGAUUCGGGGAUUUUCCAUAAGAAGAAAUCCGAGAAGAAGCGCAUUCGGGUGUACAUGGAUGGGUGCUUUGAUCUCAUGCACUACGGCCACGCCAAUGCUUUAAGGCAAGCCAAGGCACUGGGGGAUGAGUUAGUGGUUGGGGUUGUUAGUGACGAAGAGAUCGUUGCCAAUAAAGGACCCCCUGUUUUAUCCAUGGAAGAGAGACUGGCUCUUGUAAGUGGGUUGAAGUGGGUGGAUCAAGUCAUAGCCAACGCUCCUUAUGAAAUCACCGAGCAAUUUAUGAACAAACUCUUCAAUGAGCAUAAAAUUGACUAUAUCAUACAUGGCGAUGACCCUUGCCUGCUUCCAGACGGAACUGAUGCUUAUGCACUGGCAAAGAAAGCUGGCCGCUACAAACAAAUUAAACGGACUGAAGGUGUCUCCAGCACCGAUAUUGUAGGGAGGAUACUUUCUUCUUUGAAGGAGAUAAAUGAUGCAUCUUCACAUGGAGAACCUUGUGAAGAAGGUCAAUCCAAGAGUGCCCAAUUAUCUCAAUUUUUGCCAACAUCCCGAAGAAUUGUGCAGUUCUCUAAUGGAAAGGCUCCUGGACCAAAUUCUCGUAUUGUGUACAUUGAUGGGGCAUUUGAUCUCUUUCACGCAGGACAUGUUGAGAUUUUGAAGAAUGCUAGGCAGCUUGGAGACUUUUUACUAGUUGGCAUUCACAAUGACUACACUGUGAGUGAACACAGGAAGGAAUCCAAGUUUACUCAGAAAACCCAACAAGUAGGAUAUGACUCGUCAGUAUCUCAACCAGACCCGGAUAAAACACCACGUGAUACUCCUCUGGUUACUAAGAAUAUAAAAGACCUCCGCCAAAAUCCUGGAUACAUCAAUGUCAACAUCUUUACUCACGAUGAGAUGAGGUUGGCCACAAAACAUUUCAGGUCGGAUCUGAUUCUUGGUGAAGGUGGAUUUGGAAUUGUAUACAAAGGAGUCAUUGAUGACACUGUGAGACCAGGUUACACGGCCACACAAGUUGCCAUUAAGGAGCUUAACCCAGAAGGGUACCAAGGUGAUAGGGAAUGGCUGGCUGAAGUCAACUACUUGGGACAAUUCAGUCAUCCUAAUCUUGUAAGGCUAAUUGGGUAUUGUUGUGAGGAUGAACACCGCCAGUUGGUCUAUGAAUAUAUGGCAAGUGGCAGCUUGGAAAAACAUCUUUUCCGCAGAAUGGGUUGUACGCUUACAUGGACAAGAAGAAUGAAGAUUGCAUUAGAUGCUGCAAAAGGACUUGCUUUUCUUCAUGGUGCUGAAAGACCAAUCAUUUACCGUGACUUCAAGACAUCAAACAUUUUGUUGGAUGCGGAUUUUAAUGCGAAGCUUUCAGAUUUUGGUCUUGCAAAGGAAGGGCCGAUGGGAGACCAAACCCAUGUUUCAACACGGGUGAUGGGGACAUAUGGAUAUGCUGCUCCCGAGUACGUAAUGACUGGGCAUUUAACUGCUCGAAGUGAUGUUUAUGGGUUUGGAGUAGUGCUACUCGAGAUGCUCAUUGGAAAGAGAGCAAUGGAUAAGAGCAGGCCCAGCCGAGAACAUAAUCUGGUUGAAUGGGCUCGACCACUUUUGAAUCAUAAUAAGAAACUUCUGAGGAUUGUAGACCCUCGACUGGAAGGGCAGUAUUCACUUAAAACUGCAUUGAAGGUGGCACAUCUAGCAUACCAAUGCCUUAGCCAGAACCCGAAAGGGAGACCCCUUAUGAGCCAGGUUGUUGAAAUCCUGGAGAGUCUCCAAACACCAGAACACCAUGACCCUUUGCUUCAAUCCGGAGAUAGAGCUGCUGAGAGAGAUGUAAAUGGAAAAGCUGGUGAAGGGGGAGAAGUCAGGAGAAGGAGCAACCGGGGAAAUGAAAGGAGCCACAGUGAGCCUAUGAGUGAUCAUGGUCCUCAUAGCCCGUCUUCAAGUUUUCUGUCUCAAGAUAAGUAAUUUAUGCAAGAAGUUAAACCCUAAACCAGAAAAUGGAUGGAGGUUGAUUCUGUACAAGAUAUAUAUCAACCCGUCUCAUCCAUUAGGUGUUUUGAGUGAGACUUGCCCCUUCGGCAAAAUUUGAACCGAUUACCUUGUAAUUCGUUGACAUUUUAUGUUAUGGUAUUCUAUUAUACCAUAGAUUCAGAGAAAGCCUCUGAUGGUCUUUCCAUAUCACAGUGGCUAGACUUUGAUAUACCAGAGUAUGUUUAUUCAAUCCUUUAUAGUGAGAAAUUUUGUUCCGGUGUCA